Molecule: messenger RNA, 4911 nt
Organism: Sebastes umbrosus (honeycomb rockfish)
Lineage: Eukaryota; Metazoa; Chordata; Actinopteri; Perciformes; Sebastidae
Product: transmembrane protein 125
Exons: 3
Coding region: 2260-2958 (232 amino acids)
Source: RefSeq, a predicted model, not a curated record
CACAGUGUGUGUUUUUAUUUAUUAGGGGCUGUCACACCCCGUGUCAUGUGCUGCGGUUCCCCCACGGGGAGCCACGGAGGUCGAUCCGCCGACUCUCUGUCUCCUCCCAUCGGCGUCCUCCUGCACGCUGCGCGCGGCCACACCUGCAUUAACCGGGGGAAGUCUGUCCGGUGGAGAAGAGAGGCGCAGAGACCGAGAGGCUUCUUCAGAGGAGCGGAGGAGGCAGGACGCGGAGCACCUUCAAGCUGCUCCUUUGGCUUUAUUAGGCGACUCUACAGACACUUUGAUCCGGAAAGGGUGAAGGCAUGAAGGCACUGCAGCCGUGGAGGACACAGGGUGGGACAUUAUAGGAUUAAAGACGAGGUAGAUCCGGAAUAGAAGAGGUCGAGUGUGAGCAGCUGAGCGCACAGGUUUUCCCUUGUGAUCCCCGACAGAGCGAGGACAGUGACACUGACUCGGCCAUUGUCUCCUCACUGUUUCCGGACAGAGUGAGGCUCCCCGGGUGCCUCCGCUGUCCAUUGUGACCGUAGAGAAGAAAGAAAGCUCCAGCUUGUCUGCAAAAAGACCUAUUCAGCAUCAUUUCUCUUUGCCAGCUACAUUUGCAACCCCAAGAACAGCCAGUGAAGUCUCAGCACUAUCCCUAGCCCCGAGCCUAUCCCUCCAUCCUCGGCCCCCUCUCCUCUAACCCCCUUAUCCCUAUCCCACUUCCCCAGCCUCAGACUUUGCCCCAUUCGGAGUCCCAGAUGACAGCUCAGAAACAUCCGUUACCCUCCCACUCCACACGAGCCUUCUUUCCUCUCCCUCCAGCCCCUGUGGCGCUUGGCACCGAUGCCCAUCACAUAGACAGAUGGAGCCAACCCUGACCCCUCUCCUCGCCCGUGGGGACGCCAAGAGAAUCAACGCCUGACUAGAGGAGAGGGGGUGUGUGUGAGUGUGCGUGAGGGGGGAGGGAGGAGGAGACAGGAAGGAGAGAGUAUUGCUUUGUCACCACGGCAACACAUCGCCCAGUCUCCCGUGGACUCCCCUUCAGCCCACAGCAGGAAAUCCAACAGCAGGACCAGAAGGACUCCCUGAGUUGUGCCUGACAUAUUUUUACUUUAUUUGGCAGAAAUAUCUCGUUCAAUGUUCAUGUGGAGAGAAGAUGCAAACGUUGACAAAAUUCUAAAUAUAGCAAACAUCAUUUAAAAGAAACAGGAAACCACAAGAAGACUGAUAUAAAAACGCUGAAGGAAACGCCCACUCCUCGGUUUUAAAGUGUUGCUUAAGUUUCACUCUGAGCCCCACUCUUCCUUUCCCCUCUGGCCUCUGUGAUCUAAAUGAAUUACAGUAAGAAAAGCUGCAGCACUUUUGGCAGAAAUAUUACCAUUUUUCCUGGCACGUGGGAGAAGAAAGACACUUUUUUCAUUGUGCUUCCCACACGUGAAUAAAGCAGAAGAAGCUUUUCCCUGAUAGCAAAAAGUAAAUACAUGUGGGACUCCAGUCAGUGCUUCCUUGCGUACAUGUAUGCCUUCAUCUAUGCUGUAACGUCGUGCAUUACACCACUGCUAACUGGUCCCAACACUGACUUUGUGUCAAGGCAUUUGCAGUUUCAUCCUCCUGAUUAAACAUCCCACCUGAGUCCCUGCAAUUUCUUACAAGAAGCAAGAUUUUGGCACUUUCACUGGAUGUUGUUGCCGUCUUCUACCCUCCUCUGCCGACCGGCAUUCUGAUUAGUAUGUAAUGCCAGACUACCAAUUUUAAAAGAAGCACGCAUCAACAAUAAAAUGAGACACUAAUGGCCGGUGAAAUGAUUUCAGCGGGCUGACAUAACAGAGGGGGGAAUACCGGAGUCCCAAUGCUUCCCAGGUGACUGCUGCUGCCGCUCUGCAAAACCAGACUGGAAAUUCUGUGGCUGUUUGGAUUCUUUGCCUUCGAUGUUGAAGCUGAAAGGAGGAUUUGGAUCCACUUCUGUAUCCAGUUAGUGUGAGCUGCAAGGAUUUUUAUUCACACAGGACCAAGAGACCUGAACUGAUGUUGUGGAGCCUUUGAAUAGAGGCCAAAAAAACUACAAAUACACUGAGCUCAGUCAAGUGUUUUAGUGCAUUUGGUGCAUUACAUUCAUUUCCUCUGCAUAUUUGCAGAUAAUAUACGGAGCAACCCUGUGAAACGUGUCAUUUUCCACUGGUCCUGACGAAAUAAGGACUGAAAGGAUUGUCAGGUGGAUUCCGUCUUCUCCGUGGUGGUGGCGACUUUAUUCAGCAGGCUGGGAGUGGCAUCAGGAUGCCUGAACUGGACGACUUUCCCCCCCUGAGGGGUCCGAGAGGCCCCGAGCAGGGCCUGAAUGGUCCAGCAGACCCACUUCGGAUUCAGCACGGCAUCCUGGAGGAGCAGGUGGAGCUGUGGUGGUUCAGAGAUCCUGGGAAGUCUCUGCUCUGCUACUGCGUGGCUGUACUUCUAAUCCUGGGCUGCGGGCUGGGCGGGGUCGGCCUCCUCUCCACCACCACCAGCGUCUCAAGCGAGUGGCGGCUGGGCGUGGGCACGGCCCUCUGCCUGCUGGCCCUGGGGGUCCUGCUCAAACAGCUGCUCAGCUCGGCCGUGCAGGACAUGAAUUGCGUUCGAAGCCGACAGCGGAUCAAUAUGUUAAAAAGUGGCGGUUUAUCUGACCUCCUUGUGGUUUUGAUCACAGGGCUGUCGCUGGUGAUCUGUGGAGGGGUCCUACUACGCCUGGCCUUGGCUAACCACAUGCCGAAGCCUGGCCAAGCCCUUAAUGACAUGUACAUCUCCGGAGUGGUUUUGCUAGCUGGAGGGGGGGCUGCCGUUGUGGGCGUUGGAAUAUACUCUGUUGUGGUCAUCCUGCUUGAGAGGACGAGGCACGGACGAAGGCUGGUGGACCGGAUGUUGAAUAUCUUCACUGUUUCUGGACACAUGGACCGCCAGGGUCGCAGAGAGACUACCUCCAGUCUGGCUAAUCUCAUAUGAGACACUACGACAGUGUAUUUUUGCUCUCCAUGUCAGAACAUUUAGCCUCAACUAAAUUAGAGCAGCCCAAAAUAUUACAAGAAAUCUGAAGAUUCAGCCCUUACAUGCUUCAGCUUUGUCUCUAUAGCUGAUUAGACUGUGUAUGAGGCAAAAUGAUGAAAUUUGUAAUAUCUGCUUGGUGAAGAUGUCCGCAUUAAGCAAUCAAAUCUCACAGAGCGAGGAUGAGAGGACUGAAGAGUAACACACUGACGGCUAUGCUCACAAUGCAGCUGAAAAUGUCCCAAUUCAGAUUUAUUUCUCAACAUGUGACAAAUUCAGAUGCUGUGCUAUGUAAUGUACACGAGUGACAUCUGAAAGCUUAAAUCAGCAUUUUAUUUAAAUUCUAUAAAUCUUACUUAUUAUUACUAACCAUUCACAUAGGACAAAUGCCAACAUGUUGGUGCCUGUGGCAGUUUGGUAUAGAGGGAGUGUUAGUAUGCAGGACACCAACAAAAGCAUGGAAAAGAAGUUUUUAAAACGUUGACCCAAGUGGUAUUUAGGGAGAUUCAGUGAAAUGAAAAGCACAUAUAUCAGCUGAAACACAUCUUAAACUAAAGGGAGAAGUGCAAUCUUUUGAUAUUAUUGUUAUCGGACUGGUGCAGCUGUCUGGAAUCGAACACAAAGGCCUGUGGUGUGAGCAUAGCCUAUACAAUGAAACUGGUCAUUUGGUUUAUACUGUAUGAAGCUCUUCUCCACAGCACUUCUACACAGAUGAAGAGACAUUGCCAAAGUCGACAAAAGAGAGUGAUUAGAGGGGUCAGCUACAAAUUGGACUGUCACACACUCAAGAUAAUUCAUCAGUUAUAAACAUGUAUCCUGUAAAAGUGUCCUUGGGCCACACGCCUGACCACUACCUGCUCCAUUAUUGUACCAUAACAUGAAUAAGAACACCAGCUGAAAGGCUAACAUGUAAAUGGCAGAAUGAGUGAAUGAGUGAUAGAUGGGACAACGUAAAUAUAUAAUAUAUAUAAAAACAUAUUUUUAAAUUAUCUUUGUGAUUCAUGCACCUCCCUCACUCUGUCCAUGUUCAUAUGAAGAUAUGGAAAUAUUCAGCUGACACAUUUGAGGAUGGUCAAUAGCUCAGUGAGGCUAAACUCUGGAUAAUUGGAAUGACUUCUCCCCGUGAUCUCAUUUCUUUCCUCAGUUUUAUAAUAAUAUACCAUAAUAUAUUCAGUAUAGGGCAGUGGUGUUUGUCACAGACCUGGUCGAAACAUUUGGCCGCCUGUACACAUGAUACAAGACAACCUGAUUGUUGCAGAAUUACAUCACAGCACUUAAGAAUGUAUGGAUUAUUUGUGUUUUUGUGCAUCAACGCAGUAUUGUCUUCACCUCGUUUUCCUUAAACCUGCUUUAAUCUAUAUUUUUGAUAUUAACAUCGAAUCAAAUUACUCUAUGUAGGCUUAAUGUAAAAUGCUCAUUCAUGAUUGUGCUGAAGUCAUGGAGAAUCAGAGUUUUUUUUAGCCUCUUAGCUGUUUUUAUUAUAUGGAUGAGUCUCAUUGCUCUCAUUGAUCCUUGUUGGAAACACUUUCAGCCAUAAAGCUCUGAUAAACCCCACUGUACACCACCUACACACCACCAACGGGCAAACAACUAUGAUGAACUCGCUAGCAUCUCGCUAGCUAAAGAUCCAAAUAUUUUCCUGAGGAGUUGGUGGAGACCAAAUCAGAGCUAAAGGGAUAAAUAGCUACUGGAUUUACAUUUAUCAGAAACCGAACUCUAUAUAAAUGUGUCUGUUGAAUGUAUAAGUAGGGAAUGGCUGCAGUCCAUAAACACAGUUUGGACUUGUCAUUGUCAACUUUUGUUAUUUCAAAGACGGGUGUUUCUAACAAGUUGCAGAUUCACAUGGCAGCAUCGGGCACACACAAGCAGCGGACAGUCAUUAAUCAAAGAAAGCAAAUAAAUGUAUUUCCCAAA